This is a messenger RNA of Apodemus sylvaticus (European woodmouse), 1585 nucleotides long. It is a transcript of the gene Hoxc5, whose product is annotated as homeobox C5. Gene Ontology annotation, cellular component: nucleus. The record is from RefSeq and is a predicted model, not a curated record. The transcript has 2 exons. Bases 1 to 669 code for a protein of 222 amino acids. Gene Ontology annotation, biological process: regulation of transcription by RNA polymerase II; anterior/posterior pattern specification; embryonic skeletal system morphogenesis. NCBI's taxonomy places the organism in Eukaryota, Metazoa, Chordata, Mammalia, Rodentia, Muridae. Gene Ontology annotation, molecular function: RNA polymerase II cis-regulatory region sequence-specific DNA binding; DNA-binding transcription factor activity, RNA polymerase II-specific.
AUGAGCUCCUACGUAGCCAAUUCAUUCUAUAAGCAGAGCCCCAAUAUCCCUGCCUAUAACAUGCAAACUUGUGGGAACUAUGGAUCGGCCUCAGAGGUGCAGGCAUCCAGGUACUGCUACGGCGGAUUGGACUUAAGCAUCACUUUCCCACCGCCUGCGCCUUCCAACUCUCUCCACGGGGUAGACAUGGCUGCCAACCCCCGGGCUCACCCCGACCGCCCCGCCUGCAGCGCAGCGGCCGCUCCGGGACACGCUCUGGGCAGAGACGAAGCGGCUCCUCUGAACCCUGGGAUGUACAGUCAGAAGGCGGCUCGCCCGGCGCUGGAGGAGCGAGCUAAGAGCAGUGGGGAGAUCAAAGAGGAGCAGGCGCAAACAGGGCAGCCUGCCGGACUGAGCCAGCCACCGGCCCCGCCACAGAUUUACCCGUGGAUGACCAAACUGCACAUGAGCCACGAGACGGAUGGCAAGCGGUCCCGAACCAGUUACACGCGCUACCAGACCCUGGAACUCGAGAAAGAAUUCCAUUUUAACCGCUACCUCACUCGCCGCAGGCGCAUAGAGAUCGCCAACAACUUGUGUCUCAACGAGAGACAGAUCAAGAUCUGGUUCCAGAACCGCAGGAUGAAGUGGAAGAAAGAUUCCAAAAUGAAGAGCAAAGAGGCUCUUUAGAGGAAGCAGGGAGCCCUCAGAGAGCACCCCGGUCGGAUGUGGUCCCUGCGCCCUUCCUUUUCGGUUUUCCUCCUAGAUUUUGAGGCGGAGGCUAGAGCAUUGGCUCCGGGCCUCCCAGACAAAAGCGCAUUUCUUUGGCAUUCCGAAUCCCCAUCGACCCAGGGUUCUGCAGGACCGCCUGCACUGCCUGUCUUGCCUCAGUUCAGCUGAGCAACCCAGGCCUGGGGCACAUUCUUGUAGGGCGGGUACUGGAUAAGUCUCAGCCUAGGCUGCCUCCCCGACUCCGAGCUCUAGCUAGGCUAGCCUGAGUUAAGGUGAGACAGACUGGCUGUAAUCCCUUCUCCCCGACCUCAACCUCACCCUCUUCUUUGUUCCUACCCAGGCUGGCCAGGCUGCUGAAAGCUGGUUGUGCCAGGCAAAGGCUAUGACCAGAAAAUCGGGGUGCUUUCAACUAACCUUUAUAACUUCUAAAUUUGUUUUUGUUUUUGCUCAUUAAUUAUUUGCAUAUGAAAGAGGGAGAUAAGUAAAAGUAGGCCUGUAGCCCUGGAGUUGUAUCAUCCUAUGCUCUCUAAACCUUCCAACCCUCUCCCCAAAGCCCAGGGACUUCCCUAGCCUGGCUUGCUGCCUGCACUCUCAGGUUCAUAGUCCCAGCCUGCUAGCUAGCUCAACUAUUGGGGGUCUCUUGCCUUUGGACCCUAGCAAGUGGUUCUUUGAGGUUUUUUGCUAUCCUUGCCAUGACUUUCUCACAUUCCUGCCCCAUUGCAAUUGCCCAUCUAUUUAUUGACUCCCAGUCCUUCCUGAAACUAUAUUUUGUCAUAUCAAAUAAAGCCAGAAAAAGAACAGGACUAAAUAUUCAAUGACUUCUGUCUGUUUAGGGCAUGCAUUGAGUAGAUGUGUCUAAAUAGGCUCUGAGAUG